AUCUGGCACCAAAUUCCCGAAGAUCAGUGGGUGUUUACUGAGACUGGACUAUUUUUCAGAAGACAGGACUUCUGUCAAUAUUUGGUGAUUCUAAGGAGACAAAGAACUUGAAAGGCUGCUGGCCCAUCAUGUCCUCCAUUCUUGGGAAGAUGAAGAAGUUUGGCAGUUUUGACAUGGAGGAAUCUGAAGCGACAGAUGAACACACGGAUGGGGAGGACUCUGUCCAGGAGACCCCUGACAACCCCCAGGGCCCCCUCAGCUCCAGGGUGCAGCCACCCAAAAGCAACAUUUUUGCAAGACGGGGUCGCUUUGUGAUGGGGGAUAGUGACAAGGACAUGGCUCCCAUGGACUCCUUCUGCCAGAUGGAUCACCUGGUGGCACCUUCUGUCAUCAAAUUCCAUGUGAAUUUGGAGAGGGGCAAACUUCACAAGCUCCUCUCUACAGAUUCCAUCACAGGCUGCUCAGAAAAAGCUUUCAGAUUUUAUGACCGCAGAAGGAUCUUUGAUGCUGUAGCCCAAGGCAACACAAAGGACCUCAGUGACCUACUACUCUACCUUAAUAGAACCUUCAAGCAUCUCACAGAUGAGGAGUUCAAAGAGCCUGAAACUGGCAAAACGUGUUUACUGAAAGCCAUGCUGAAUCUACAUGAUGGGAAAAAUGAUACCAUUCCCUUGCUGCUGGAUAUUGCAAGGAAAACUGGAACUCUGAAAGAGUUUGUUAAUGCAGAAUAUACUGACAACUACUACAAGGGCCAGACUGCUCUUCACAUUGCCAUCGAGAGGAGGAACAUGUACCUGGUGAAACUCCUGGUCCAGAAUGGAGCAGAUGUUCAUGCCAGAGCCUGUGGGGAGUUCUUCAGGAAAAUCAAAGGGAAAUCUGGCUUUUAUUUUGGAGAGCUGCCUUUGUCCCUGGCUGCCUGCACCAACCAGCUCUGCAUUGUGAAAUUCCUCCUGGAGAAUCCCUACCAGGCAGCCAACAUCACUGCUGAGGACUCCAUGGGCAACAUGGUCCUGCACACACUGGUGGAGAUUGCAGAUAACACCAAGGAUAACACCAAGUUUGUAACCAAGAUGUAUAAUAACAUAUUGAUCCUUGGUGCCAAAAUUAAUCCCAUCCUCAAGCUGGAAGAACUCACCAACAAGAAAGGGCUGACUCCUUUAACUCUGGCAGCCAAAACAGGGAAGAUAGGGAUUUUCGCUUACAUCCUCAGACGGGAGAUCAAAGACCCUGAGUGCAGACACUUGUCCAGGAAGUUCACUGAAUGGGCCUAUGGACCUGUCCACUCCUCUCUUUAUGACCUGUCCUGUAUAGACACCUGUGAGAAAAAUUCAGUGCUUGAGAUCCUUGCCUACAGCAGUGAGACACCAAACCGUCACGAGAUGCUGCUGGUGGAACCCCUUAACAGGCUGCUGCAAGACAAGUGGGACCGCUUUGUCAAGCACUUGUUUUACUUCAACUUCUUUGUCUACACCAUGCACAUCACCAUCCUUACUGCAGCUGCUUACUACAGACCUGUACACAAGAAUGAAAAGCCUCCCUUCACCUUUGGUUACAGCACUGGGGAAUAUUUUCGAGUAACUGGAGAGAUCCUGAGUGUACUGGGAGGCCUCUAUUUUUUUUUCAGAGGGAUCCAGUAUUUCGUGCAGAGGCGCCCAUCACUCAGGACACUGAUAGUUGAUGGCUACAGUGAGGUUCUUUUCUUUGUCCACUCCCUGCUCCUGCUGAGCUCUGUGGUGCUGUACUUCUGUGGCCAGGAGCUCUACGUGGCUUCCAUGGUGUUCUCCUUGGCCCUGGGCUGGGCCAACAUGCUCUACUACACCCGGGGCUUCCAGCAGAUGGGAAUUUACUCCGUCAUGAUCGCCAAGAUGAUCCUUAGAGAUUUGUGUCGCUUCAUGUUUGUCUAUCUCGUAUUCCUCUUGGGAUUUUCUACAGCUGUGGUGACUUUGAUUGAAGAUGACAACGAGGGGCAGGAAACAAAUAUCUCUGACUAUGCCAGGUGCUGCCACGUGAAACGAGGCCGCACCUCCUACAACAGCCUCUACUACACCUGCCUGGAGCUCUUCAAGUUCACCAUUGGCAUGGGGGACCUGGAGUUCACAGAGAAUUACAGGUUCAAGUCUGUGUUUGUCAUCCUGCUGGUGCUCUAUGUCAUCCUCACCUACAUCCUCCUGCUCAACAUGCUCAUUGCACUCAUGGGGGAGACUGUCAACAAAAUUGCACAGGAGAGCAAGAGCAUCUGGAAACUCCAGAGAGCCAUCACAAUCCUGGACAUUGAGAACAGCUACUUGAACUGUCUGAGGCACUCGUUCCGCUCUGGGAAGCAAGUCCUGGUGGGGAUCACACCUGAUGGCCAAGAUGAUUACAGGUGGUGCUUCAGGGUUGAUGAAGUGAACUGGUCCACGUGGAACACUAAUCUGGGCAUCAUCAACGAAGACCCUGGGUACUCUGGGGACCUCAGACGAAAUCUCAGUUUCUCCAUUAAGCCUGGCAGAGUUUCAGGGAAGCACUGGAAAACAUUGGUUCCACUUCUAAAAGAUGGAGAGAAGAGGAGAGAAGAACCUCACAAGCCACCAGAAGAAGUCAAAUUAAAACCUGUUUUGGAACCUUAUUUUGAGCCAGAAGAUUCUGAGGAAUUGAAGGAGUCAAUUCCAAAGUCAGCCUAAUUUUGAUUGUCUGUGCUGGUCCUCACAAGCAGGACAAUAGAGCACUUCAUUUACAGGAACAGGGACUUCUGGAAAAAGGACUUAGGGAAUUACCAUGUGCAAGGAUUUAUUUAUUACACUAAGUGUGCUAAAUAAACUAUUUGUUGUUUAA
Messenger RNA from Vidua macroura (Pin-tailed whydah), 2814 nucleotides. It is a transcript of the gene TRPV1, whose product is annotated as transient receptor potential cation channel subfamily V member 1. The record is from RefSeq and is a predicted model, not a curated record. Gene Ontology annotation, cellular component: membrane. NCBI's taxonomy places the organism in Eukaryota, Metazoa, Chordata, Aves, Passeriformes, Viduidae. Gene Ontology annotation, biological process: calcium ion import across plasma membrane. Gene Ontology annotation, molecular function: protein binding; calcium channel activity. Bases 129 to 2663 code for a protein of 844 amino acids. The transcript is spliced from 17 exons.